AUGAAUUACGAAUCCGUCGCGAUGCCAUCAGAGAGCGUUGAAACCGCCGAGCCAAAGCCGAAGUCAGCGGCAAAGAUGAGGAAAAGAGCACCCAAAGCUUGCUUGUCGUGCAGGAGUCGAAAAGUGAGAUGCGAUGUUUCUCAGCGUGGCAGGCCUUGUAUGAAUUGCUAUCUAGACAAUGAGACUUGCGUUGUGACCGGGCGAGCAUCCAGGUUUAGAAGAGGCCAGCGCGGUGAGAACGAUGAACUACAAACGUCUUAUCCUCCAUAUACGGUGGAUGACUAUGUGAAUGGGGGGACUUCGGAAGAUUUGGUGAAUUCACGCGUCAAUGGGAAAGUGCCCUCUCUAGGGAUGGAUGAGGAGGAUUAUAGCCCGUCGCGAGAACUACCCAAUUCAUUAAAUCGUACCGAAAUCCACGCAAGCCCGGAGGUUGAAGCACAAAUAUGGACAGGAGCACCACAGCAACAAGCGUCUGAUGGAUUCAAUAAUCAACAUGGUAAUAGGAUUGCCAGUCCCUUUUCUACCGCUCAGGAAACCACGACGUUACCAUUGAAUACUUUCAAUUCCUUCAUAUCCCCUGAGAUCCCUCUUUGGACAGGAGAUCAACGCAUCGCUGUCAAUGCCGAUGUGACAUAUUCUUACUAUCCUUUCCUCCGAGUCAGCAACCUUCGUAACAUCAUGCCCCAGGAUGCAAACUAUCUGGAGUCUCAAGGAUGCCUCCGAGUCCCAACGAGAGCGAUCUUGGACGAGUUCGUGCAACAGUACUUCUUACACAUCCACCCAAUAAUGCCGAUAAUCAACGAGGGAGACUUUUGGGACAUGUACUGCAGCGAAACCUCUACAGGGCCAACCGAGACGAUGUCUCUUGUCUUCUUCCAGGCGCUCCUAUUCUCUUCUUGCAAUUUUGUCUCGAAAAGCAGUAUCAAGGCCUUAGGCUUUCCUAAUAUCCGUGCUGCCAGAGCUAUAUUCUACAGACGCACCAAACUGUUAUACGACUUCGACACCGAAACCUCCCUCAUCGACCUUUCUCAAACAGCCCUUCUCCUUUCCUUCUGGGCUACGAACUGGUCGCUCGCAUCGAAGAAGUUAAACAGCACAUGGCUAGGUAUCGCCAUACAGAAUGCGAGGAACUCUGACGCUCACCUCUAUGCGGUUAAACCAGCUUUCUCGAUAAGCACCGAUCCGAUACAACACAAGAAACAAAACACACUGAAACGGUUAUGGUGGUGUUGUGUGAUACGUGAUCGCAUUCUAGCUCUUGGCGUACGACGGACUCUACAAAUAUGCCGAGCCCAUUUUGACAUCGACGCCAACACGGGGCUGGGAUACACAGAUCUAGCUGACGAAAUAGACCGUUCCAGGGUAUACAACGCGGAAACUAAGAGGUAUCUCAUCGAGAUAUUCGUUCAACUCGGGGAACUAUGUUCAGUCUUGACAGAUGUUGUCACGCUUGUAUUCCCUCUUGACGAUGUACCUGGCUGGGGCCGGCAGAUGGGAUCAGAAGGAGCAGCGAAGUUGAAUGAAUGCAAAGCGGCAUUAAGGAGAUGGUACAAAGGUGCAUCACUUCGCUUUCCAAUGUUCGGUGGCGGAAGUGCGCCGAGGAUGACGAAUACGAACAAUAACCAUUUUCAACAUGAUUCCGUGAUCCUAUACACCAACUUGAUGUAUAUGCACUACCAUUCCGCUAGAGCAGCACUUUGCCAUCACGAAGUUCUACAAUUAGCUGUAGCUUGCACCUCACCAAAUCUCAGUAGCAAUCUUCGCGAGUUCUCCAAUAUUUACGAAAACAGGCACGAGUUACAAGACGCAUCAUGUAGCCUGACGGAAUGUCUUAGAGAACUCAUUCAGCUGCGGCUUGCUCGUUGGUUACCCAUCAGCGCUGUUGCUUGCACAGCCUUACCAUUAGUCCUCCACAUCAUCGACGUAAAAUUAUCCGCCCAAAACAAAUUCAAGAACGGCCAUACCCCUCCCGAUCCACAAAUGGCGGCCAAACAGCAUCGUCUCAACAUUCUCAUCGAGGCUAUGAAGACGUACCAGCCCCAGUACGACGGCGUGGACUAUAUCAGCGAGACCAUACGACACAUCAUCAACAUAGCCCAACUGGAUGCACCGACCAGUGCGGGGGUAGGCUUUUCAGGCCUCGGGAACGACGGUAAGCCCUCAUCGAUUUCCGACUGGACCGAUAUACUCGCAUCUCAGCCGGGUUACUAUCUACGCUUAGCCAUGACGAUGGAUCUCUGUUUUAGCAAAGGCCGGCUGGUGGAAGAGUCCGACUUCCCGGCGAACCUACGGGGGUUAUUCGCCGCGGACUUCAGCUCCAUCCGGGCACUCAGCGUACGGGGAAUGUCCACAACACCCACACCUGCACCCACAACUGCACCCACAACCACCACCACAACAACAACAUCACAGGGCCAUCAAACGUCUUAUUACGUGCCAAACCCGACAGCAAAUAUCAUCCCGGGAACAGUGCGCUCGCUCUCCUCAGACGAGGAUUCAACGACCUCGCCGAACUCCCUCGACAGCCACGCGAACAGCAACUCCGAGUGCCACUUCGACUGCGGCCCCCACCAUCACGACCAGCGCCAGCACCAACACCAGCACCAGCUGCACCACGCGACGGCCGGCGGCGCCGGCGACAUCGACAUGUCGGGCAUGUUCGACAACACGCUCAGCGUCGACCACCUCGCCAACGAAGUCCUCGCGCUGUACGGGCUCAACGCGGGCUCCGACCUCGACCAACCUCUCUACGGCCAGGGCGGGAUGCUAGGCGAGGACGACUGGAUCGAGAAGGCGUGGAGUGACGAAGGCAUCAACGAGCCGGAUGAUGACGAUGAGGAUGGUGAUGAUACUAUGGUGGGGACGAGAGACCAGGAUCAUGGCGGCGGCGGCGGCGGCGCGGAUAAGGAGACAGAGACGGAGAGGGCGCUGCUCGAUGCCCUGCGCGAUGAGGGCGUUAGUUGUAGCGUGUGA
Hypoxylon fragiforme is the source of this 2973-nucleotide messenger RNA. Its product is annotated as fungal-specific transcription factor domain-containing protein. The record is from RefSeq and is a predicted model, not a curated record. Bases 1 to 2973 code for a protein of 990 amino acids. Gene Ontology annotation, molecular function: DNA-binding transcription factor activity, RNA polymerase II-specific; DNA binding; zinc ion binding. The transcript is spliced from 7 exons. Lineage: Eukaryota; Fungi; Ascomycota; Sordariomycetes; Xylariales; Hypoxylaceae. Gene Ontology annotation, biological process: regulation of DNA-templated transcription; DNA-templated transcription.